Topomyia yanbarensis is the source of this 3591-nucleotide messenger RNA. Its product is annotated as U2 snRNP-associated SURP motif-containing protein. Gene Ontology annotation, biological process: RNA processing. The record is from RefSeq and is a predicted model, not a curated record. Gene Ontology annotation, molecular function: RNA binding. Bases 121 to 3381 code for a protein of 1086 amino acids. The transcript is spliced from 11 exons. NCBI's taxonomy places the organism in Eukaryota, Metazoa, Arthropoda, Insecta, Diptera, Culicidae. Gene Ontology annotation, cellular component: nucleus.
GCCAUAUCGAAAAAAUUGCCAAUAUUAAUUAGAUGGACUGUGUUCGGUUUCAGUUAUUUUGUAAUUUCUGGGUCAAACUGUGCUAAUUAACCAGCUGAAACAGUGCAAAAUUUUGCGACAAUGAAGAAAAUUGCCGAACAAAAGCUGCAAGCUUUUACCGUCGGUACGAUGGGGAAGCGGCAACUCAGCCGGAAGGAACUUGAAGAGCAGAAAAAACGAGAAGAUGAAGCUGCAGCCGCACACGCGUUCAAAGAGUUUGUUGAAACCUUCCAAGAAGCUCCCUCCAAGAUUUCCAAGGUGUGGGUGAAAGCAGGAACGUACGAUGCCGGUUCAAGAAAGGAAGAUGUGCGAGACAAAGGAAAAUUGUAUAAACCAUCGUCCAAGAUGGACACGGAGACGGAGAAACCAAACGACUACGUUAAAAUGUUGGCCAGUGAGAACAAAAAGGAUUUGUUGUUGACGAAGAAAAAGACCCAGGAUAAAAAGAAAAGUAAUUUGGAACUUUUCAAGGAGGAGCUUCGUCAGAUUCAGGAAGAACGUGAGGAGCGGCAUAAAUAUAAACAUAUGGCAAAGUCGAUGCUGCCGUCGUCGGCUGAUCAAGAGCCGAACCACACUGAAAAAGAUUCUGGUUCGUUUGAUAAUGGGGAUCCGAACACGACUAACUUGUAUCUGGGUAAUUUGAAUCCAAAGAUAUCGGAACAAGCGUUGAUGGAACUGUUUGGUAAGUACGGUCCAUUGGCGAGCAUCAAAAUCAUGUGGCCCCGAUCAGAGGAGGAACGAGCUCGAUGCAGGAAUUGCGGGUUUGUUGCUUAUAUGAGUCGUAAGGACGCUGAACGAGCGCUUAGGUCACUGAACGGAAAGGAUGUGAUGAACUACGAGAUGAAACUCGGCUGGGGGAAAUCUGUUCCUAUUAUGACUCAUCCCAUCUACAUUCCACCGGUGUUGGUAGCCUACACGUUGCCUCCUCCGUCUUCGGGACUUCCAUUCAACGCGCAACCACAUCCGACGGAUUUGGAUAACAUACCGUUGAUGACCUCCAAGAUGUAUAUGAAUGAUCCGGAGUUGAAGGAACAGAUGGACAGUGUGUUGUACAAGGCGACGGUGAAGGUGGUCAUUCCAACCGAACGGGCCCUGCUGAUGCUAAUUCAUCGUAUGGUGGAGUUCGUCAUCCGCGAGGGCCCGAUGUUCGAAGCGCUCAUAAUGACCCGCGAAAUGGACAAUCCAAUGUACAAGUUCCUUUUCGAAAACGAAAGUCCAGCACACAUCUACUACCGCUGGAAGUUGUUUUCGCUGCUACAGGGGGAUACUACGUUGGAAUGGAGGACGCAGGAAUUCCGCAUGUUCAAGGGUGGUUCAAUUUGGAAACCGCCACCGAUUAAUUUCUACACUCAGGGAAUGCCGGAGGAACUGUUGGUCGACGAGGAUGGAAUGGAUGGGAACAAGGGAAAUCUGUCUGUGGCUCAACGUGACCGCCUGGAAGAUUUGAUUCGUCAUCUGACCCCAGAGCGGCAGAAGAUUGGGGAUGCAAUGAUUUUCUGCAUCGAGCAUGCCGAUGCAGCGGAGGAAAUUUGCGAGUGCAUCUCGGAAUCCUUAGCCAGCAAUGGGACGCUGGUGAAGAAAAAAAUUGCUCGGAUCUAUUUGAUAUCGGACAUUCUUCACAAUUGUAGUGUAAAGGUGCAAAAUGCGAGCUUCUUCAGAAAGGCACUGGAGAAAAAUCUUUUGGAGAUUUUCACCAAUCUUCAUAACUAUCAUAAGCAGCAGGAAAGUCGCCUUAAAGCGGAAGGAUUCAAAUCUCGUGUGAUGAAUGUUUUUAAAGCAUGGGAAGAAUGGGCUGUUUAUCCAAAAGAAUUCCUCACCAAGCUGCAGCACACUUUCUUGGGGAUCCAAAUUGUUGAGAAGCAGGAAGAGGAACUCGACGAUGAGAAUGAAGACGAAGAUUUGGACGGGGUACCGCUAGAUGGGGCAGCUUUACUGAAGAGUGCUAUGCUCAAAGGAAUGACGGAAACGGAAACACGAACACCGGUGCUAAAACAUGAUAUCUACAGUGACGAGGAAGACAUCGAUGGAAUGCCCAUGGACGAAGACAUCGACGGGGUACCAUUGGAUGGAGCUGUCUUGGGAACGGAUUUAGAAUUUGAAAAUGGUACUGGCAAAGGCAAAACCGGUGGAUCGUUUAUUCCAUCCAAGUGGGAAACGGUCGAUGCUUCCCAGAUUGAAGCUCAAGCGAUUACGACUAGCAAGUGGGAAACGUUGGAUCCGGUUGCACCUGCACCUCCACAGAUAUCUUUGCGCGAUGGCGACAACACAGACGAAGAACAAGGAAACAGUAAAAGCGACCAAGACGAAGCCCGUCGAUUGCGCCUCCGUGAGAUCGAAGUUAAAAUUGUCCAGUAUACGGACGAGUUCGAAUCAGGCGCACGUCAGGUGCGGGUAGGCUUGACGUUGGCCGAAGAGAUCGCUCAUUAUCGCCGUAAACUGAUCAAGAAAGCAGAGAAAGAACUACGUCAACAGCAACAACAGCAGCAGCUGGAACUACAACUUCAGCAACAAGAAUCGAAAAGUGUGGAAGACACAGACGACAGCGACGAGUAUGAGGAGAGAAAGGCUUACUCGAAAAAAGCAUCCAAAAGAAGCCCAAGCUCUGAAGUUUCUCGUAAGCAUAAGAAAAGCCGCCGCUCGCCAUCAUCGGAAUACGUUCGUGAAGCUGCUGCAAAAUCCUCUCGAAGGUCACGUUCGCCAGGUUACACGGGUAGUCGUAGCAAACGGGAAUCUUCAUCGCCAGUGCGAAGCAGCAAAGCCUCCCGUCAUCGUGCCGUAUCACGCAGUGCUUCACGAUCCCCCACAAGAAGACAUCACACCGAACGUUCCAUUUCGCCGAGUACCCGCAGCAAGUACGAACUGCUUGAAUCACCUGCCCGCAGUGCCAGCAAGUAUGACAAAUAUGAAGGAUCUGCAACAAAGUACGAUAAAUAUGAAUCUUCCAAGUAUGAUUCGCGGUUGUACGAGGAACGUUCCAGUAGCAAGUACGAGAAGUACGAAAAAUACGAGAGUUCGAGUAAACACGAACGGGAAAGAGAACGGGACCGUGAGCGAGACCGAGACAGAGAAAAGGAACGUGAUCGUGACAAGGAACGUGAGCGAGAAAAGGAAAGAGACAGUGAGCUGCGGGAGCGUGAAAGGGAACGAGAGACUCGCGAUAGAGACCGGGAACGGGAUCGAUUGUAUGCUAGCAGUGGCAGCAAGUACGAAGUCGUUAGUUCAAAAUACGAUGAAACUGAAAGUAGAAGGUACCGAUCACCUACACCGUCGAGAUCAAGCCGAGAAAGCUACCGGUAUGCAACCAGCUCACGAUCGGAAAAGCACAAGAAACAUAAAUACUAGAGGUCAUCGGAACUUUUGCCAUCCCCUUCCCAUCCGACAAAGUGAGCGUGUUUGUCUUGCUGUUUCAAUAAAAAUUGGUAUCGCUUCGAUACCUUCUAGGGGUAUUCUCAAAAGCAAAACAAAAAAGAAGCAAAUUACGGCGUAAUGUACGGCGUAUGUGCCCCUCAGAUGUGGUACCAAGCGACACAAUCGUGACCUAAGUAUAAAAUA